Messenger RNA from Microplitis mediator, 2293 nucleotides. RefSeq lists its product as uncharacterized. The record is from RefSeq and is a predicted model, not a curated record. The coding region runs from base 82 to 579 and encodes 165 amino acids. Lineage: Eukaryota; Metazoa; Arthropoda; Insecta; Hymenoptera; Braconidae. The transcript is spliced from 4 exons.
AUAUAAGGCUGAUCACAGUUAUUCGGGUUCCAGGUACUGUAGUACUACGUAUUUUGUGAGUAUCAUAGUUUACACGCAAAUAUGAUAUUACCCAUUGCUAUAGUUAUUAUUUCUCAGUCGUUUGGCAUACAGGGAGCCAUGAAUAUAGUUUACGAAGAUAUCACUUGUUUUUCUUACAGCGAAGAAUAUUUCACAGAACCUGACACUUUUAUAAAUGAUCAAAAUGAAUUGGUCGUAAACAUCUCGAUCGUUAAAACGAUUCCACAAGGAAGUAAAGGAUGUUUCAAACUAACGGGAGCAUCAAUGGGUGAAUAUAUUGUGGAUAGUGGAUUCAAUGUACAGCUGGACUUUUGUGAUGCACUCGAGGAACCUAUUAUAAUGGGUCGGCUUUUUAAUGCAUUUGGAUUCUCUGUUGACGAUUGUCCACCUGGAAUUGGUGUUUAUGGAAGUGAGGGCUAUACAAUACCAACAGAUACACUUCCAGAUGAAUUCCCACCUAAUAAAUACUUGGUGGAAAUAAAAGUAUCAUACGAGGAGAAGCCAUUAUUAGUACUUCAUGUAUACGCCUACAUUCAAUAAAACGUGAAGUUAUUUUUUGGACCGACACUAUUAUAAUUACUUAUUUUUCGUUGUAUAAUCAUGGAUCUUAAUAAAAGUAACUACUCUCAAGGCAUUUCAAAGCUUUCCCGGGAAAAAUAACUUUUUAUAAAAUUUUGUAGUUUAAUAAAGCUCUAACAUGUUGACCACCUGACGGAAAUGGAAAUAAACACAAGCAAGAAGUACUAUGGCUAUAGUAAAAUCAACAAUAGUUACAGUAAUUUGGGAUAUAAUCCUUGUCAAUAUCACUGUGGCCAUAGUAAUUUUCGCAUAUGUUUAUUUCAAUUCCCGUGAGGUAGUCAACAUUGUCCGACUUUUCAAUGACGCCAUAUCAUUUCAAACAAGAAUAAUUUCUCCGUGUAGAUUUUACAUUACGAAAUAUGCCCGGGUCAAAAAAUUAGAUCUGUUUCAAAAUAUAUUAUAAAUUCCAAUAUUUGUUUAUCUAAAUCAGUCUCCACAGUUAUUGUUAAAUAUAGGAUCAGCAAAGUAUUUAGAAAACCUGAAUUGCUGUUGAGCGCUCUGUGUUGCGGAAUAGUAGGGUGGAACGUCUGAUAAACGCGAGCCCUUGAGUAGCAGUAAUAGGUUUACGGAUAGGUCCUGCUAUAUGUGUAAAAAUUGGCAUGCCAGCACUUCAAAAUAAGAUUAGAUUAAUUUCAAAUUAGUCUUAAAGUUGAUUGAUUGUAAAGUAUUAAAGAAACAGACUGCUAGAUUCGGAUUCAGCAGAAUACUUGUCUCUGCUGAAAACGUUUAGGCAGUCUAAUUCUCAUCUACGUAGACAAUUCGUUUUGUCUACGAAUGGGCUGCGUUGACAUUCUUAUAACAUUGUUAUCUUAAAUAUUUCUAGCACAAACGGCUCAGAACUUAUAAAUUGAAAAUAAUAAUUCAAUAUUUAAAAUAAAAAAGAAAGUUAUUGGUCUCGGUCCGAUUUUCAAAGAUCGAGUUUUCAACAGAUCUCGAAGUUUUGAAGUCCUCGGAAGCUUUUCUGACUUUUUCCAGAUGGAUGUCCAAGCGUGUAUGAUUGUGAACUAGGUUGUGUCGUACGACAUCUCUGGAAUGCAUCAACCGAUUUGCAUGGAGGUGGCGGCAAUCGAACGGGCGCAUCAAGACUUAGAUCUGAUUAAAUUUUGAAGUCAAUCGAUUGAGUAGCUUACAAGUUAUACGAAAAAUAACAAUUAAAAAAUAAUGUUUCCAAUUUUUUAUUGUAUAACUCGUAAGCUGUUCAAUCGAUUUGCUCGAUAAUAUAAUUAAAGCAAAGUCAUAAAAAGUACGUUCGAUAGCUGCAAAGCACGUGAAAAUCGGUCGAUUUGUUCAAAAAAUUACACGCACACUGAUAGAAGGAUUUCUGAGUAUUUAAGAAACCAUUUCUUAAACAUCAUUUCUUUGUAUGUAACAAAUAUUUCUUACUAUUUAAGAAAUGAUUUCUUAACUAUUAAGAAAUUAUUUCUUAAAUAGUAAAAAACAUUAGCGGCUGAGGCAGCCGUUCGACACGCGCAUGACUCGGGCGAUCACCAAAAUUAAGUAGCAUCGAGCAUGGUUACUAUUUGGCUGGGUGACCGCUUAGCCACACGUUGGGCUCGAACGAAGGUCUCUGAUCAUUAGGGGCGGGAUGAAGAGCCAGUGAUCGGUAAAAUGGGAAUUUUAUCAACCACUGGAGCUUCACCCAAACCGAAACUGUAUUGGCUACCCGGGUCAAAAA